Messenger RNA from Cydia pomonella (codling moth), 2161 nucleotides. RefSeq lists its product as uncharacterized. Bases 506 to 1300 code for a protein of 264 amino acids. The transcript has 8 exons. The record is from RefSeq and is a predicted model, not a curated record. Lineage: Eukaryota; Metazoa; Arthropoda; Insecta; Lepidoptera; Tortricidae.
UGUUAGUGUGUGUAAGUAUUGUAUUGUAAUUUUAUUGUUUCUGGAUUUAUACAUUAUACAAAAUAAUAAUUUGUAUUAAAACUGGAUUGUCGUGUCAUUAUUUUUUGGAAAUUUAUACAUAAUUAAAUUUAUGCUUUUACCACUGACAAGGGUAGGCUUUUAAUUUACUGGUAACACUGGAGCUGUUAUUCCUAACGCGCAAAUCAGAGGCGAGUAACCGCGUAAUACUGACAAAAAUAAAUCCAACAUAAACGAAACCCGUGAAACCUACGGGUACUCGAAUAUCAUCAUACACUGGUUUUUAUGUGAUGACGUUUGCCGGAGCUUGGUAAGUGUAAAUAAUGCAUAUCCUGCGCGCGCAUUUCAAACGUCAGUGAGUUGAGUGAGUCAGUCGAUCUGUCAACAAAGCCCAAAUAUAUUGGAAUAACAAAAAUAUAUUAAAAUAUUACGUAAUUAAGACGUAUGUCAAUAAUUAAUAUAGCGAAAAAUAAACUCGAUAAUUAAAAUGAACGGCGGAAAUUCUGGAGCGGUGUUUUUCCUAGGGACAAGAGCACAUUAUCAGGUCCUUAAUCAACCCGACCGUCCCUUUGAUGUGGAAAACGGGAACUCUUCUCAGACUGGCUCCACAGCCAGCUCUCUCUGGCCCGACACGGACUCGCAGAACAACGAGCGAUGGUGCAACGACAACGAUAUUAACGUAAACGAAGACAAAGACACUGGAGUGAAAAGGAGAGCCAAACGAAGACCGAGCGAGACAGCGCUAUGCGAAGACAUGAGACCGGCGCAGCUGAACGGCAAUGCUAACGACAGUGACACUCCAAAAUCCAAAGGCCGUCGCGUGAACUUUUUCAACGCAAUAACAUCACUCGCGCGACGCAAACGUCGCUUACAGUCGCACACCUACCUGAAACACUUGGCCGCCCUCACUACAUGCACUUACAGGGACUCGUGCAGGUGUCUGGAGUGUCAGAGCCGCUACUUCGAAUGCGACGAGGACGAGGAAUCCUCGGAAGAUGAUGAGUAUGAGUAUUACGCCGCUCUCUACGCGAGUCAGGUCAGAAACAAGUGUCAGCAUGAUGAUGAUGACGAGGUAUUUAUCGAUACUGUGCCUGCAGACAACGCGUCGACGGACAUGUUGCUGGAUGCCGACGAACCUAAAGAGAAGUCCGUCUCGUCGGACAAUGUGUCCGAUAAUACGGAACCUGAAGCCGACGCGCAUCUCGAGCUAGAGGUGGCAGCUGGCACGCCGAUAGUCCUCAAUUAUUUGCUAACCCAUCCUUUCCACUGCUGUAUCCAGUAGAACAGAAACAUCGUAUCUGGGGGCCUACCGCGAAAACCGAAAUUCGCAAAUUGCGGGGAUGUUUCUCUUUUACUCUCACUAAGACGAAAUUAGAGUGACAGAAAAAUGCCCGCAAUUGGCGAACUUCGUUUAUCGCGGUAACAGCCCUAACCCUGAGGGCCUACCGCGAACCACGUUCGACGUGUUGCCUCUCUGUCGCACUUGUAAAUUCGGACGUAAAUGUGACAGGGAAGCAACAACGUUGAACGUGGUUCGCGGUAGGCCCUCUGGGCUACAGCCGCGAAAAUCGAAGUUCGUCAAUUGCGGGAAUUUUUCUCUGUCACUCUAAUGAUGUCUUAGUGAGAGUAAAAGAGAAAAAUCCCUGAAAUUUGCGAAUUUCGGUUUUCGCGGUAGGCCCCCUGACCAGCUGGGUUAUCGGGCUUUCGCCGACCGACUUGGUCAUUGACCGAUCAAGCACGAAGCAUCUCCAUUUCAGCUUGGGCAAUUCAAUUAGUAUACGACCAAAACCGAACAUUCGAUUUUGCUCUAGUUUCGACCGAAGGUUCGCUAUACAAUCUAGGCAUGAUUUUUGCGCCGAAACCGGAACUUCGGUUGGACACAAAGGUUCGGUAGUUUUUUGGUUGAAACCAUAGUCUUGUUUUUAGGGUUCCGUAGCCAAAUGGCAAAAAACGGAACCCUUAUAGAUUCGUCAUGUCCGUCUGUCUGUCCGAUUAUGUCACCGCCACUUUUUUCCGAAACUAUAAGAGCUAUACUGUUCAAACUUGGUAAGUAGAUGUAUUCUAUGAACCGCAUUAGGAUUUUUACACAAAAAUAGAAAAAAAAACAAUAAAUUUUGGGGGUUCCCCAUACUUAGAACUGAAA